AUUUCCUCCCUCCCUAAGACACCCUUCGAGCUACAAAAAUAAGCUGACUUCACCGCAAGAAACGUCGACUUAAAGGGUUUCCACUUUCCAAAUUCUUCUAUCCUGAUCAAUGAGGCCUGCUACCAGCGUCGAUUGAGUCAAUAAAUACUGAAAAGGGCUAGGCCCAGAUCCAACAGGGCUGGAUCCAUCAUGUUAUUGACAGCGAAAAGCCUGACAACAAUGGCGGGAAACAAGACGUUCUAAACAAAAAAAUAAAAUAAAUAAAUGAAUAUAAACCUCUCCGGCCUUGCCCAAAACUAUUUCUUUGGAAAAAUUUGUGCAGAAAAAACAGAGAGGAAAAAUGGAGAAAGUGGUACCGGAAGCAGAAGAGCUGCCGAAGGCUAUCGUGCGCCGGGUGGUGAAGGAAAAGCUUUCCGAUUGUUCCCCCGACUACGACAUUAACGUUCACAAAGACGCCCUCCUCGCUUUCACCGAAAGCGCUCGCAUUUUCAUCCACUACCUUUCCGCCACGGCAAAUGAUAUCUGCAAGGAAUCGAGGAGGCAAACGAUAAAUGCGGAGGAUGUGUUUAAAGCACUGGAAGAAAUUGAAUUCUCGGAAUUUGUUAAGCCUCUUAAGGCUUCCCUCGCUGAGUUCAGGAGGAAGAAUGCUGGGAAGAAGGGUGCAGCAACAAAGGAAAAAGAAGUGAAAAAGAAGAGGAAGGUGGAAGAGCCAUCUGGCAAGAGUGGAAGUAAAAGCAAACAAAAUAAAGGGGAGGAUGAUAAUGAAGAAGAAAGAGAAGAAGAAGAAGAAGGAAGAUAAUGGAAAUGAGUAAAGCAUGAACAGUGUAGUGAUUGGGUUAAACUCUUUGAUAUUUGUGUUCCUUGUCUGAGUUUAGUUAAAUUCAUGCUUCAGUUUGGAUUGGAAGUGGCAUUACGUUUGGCCAUUGCAAUUGCAAUUGCAAUUGAAAUACACACGAAUCCCAUUGAGGUUUUAGGUGUUUGAGGUAUCUGUCUGUCUGCUUUUGUUACAAUCAAACAAACCCAUUCCAAAUUAUAAUGCCAAACAGAGUUUUCUGGGA
Molecule: messenger RNA, 1058 nt
Organism: Theobroma umbraticum
Lineage: Eukaryota; Viridiplantae; Streptophyta; Magnoliopsida; Malvales; Malvaceae
Gene: NF-YB11
Product: nuclear factor Y, subunit B11
Biological process (GO): heterochromatin formation; DNA damage response; leading strand elongation
Cellular component (GO): epsilon DNA polymerase complex; CHRAC
Molecular function (GO): protein heterodimerization activity; chromatin DNA binding
Source: RefSeq, a predicted model, not a curated record